Messenger RNA from Drosophila persimilis, 2697 nucleotides. It is a transcript of the gene Fbxl4, whose product is annotated as F-box/LRR-repeat protein 4. Gene Ontology annotation, cellular component: SCF ubiquitin ligase complex. The record is from RefSeq and is a predicted model, not a curated record. Lineage: Eukaryota; Metazoa; Arthropoda; Insecta; Diptera; Drosophilidae. Gene Ontology annotation, biological process: SCF-dependent proteasomal ubiquitin-dependent protein catabolic process. The coding region runs from base 474 to 2513 and encodes 679 amino acids. The transcript is spliced from 9 exons. Gene Ontology annotation, molecular function: protein binding.
AUUGUAGCCAAAGUCUUCACAAGCACAAACACUUCCAGGGAAGUGGCAUAAUUAGCGGCAAGCAUAUGGAAAAACAAGACUUUUGCCGCCUCCCGAAAACAACAGGAAAUAAAUUUCAAAGAGGACUUUGCAAUUGGAAUGUCUAAUUGGAUUAUCAGCGAACAGCGACAAAGAGGAACACAACGACGUCUUUCCAAUCACAUUAAGGUCUGGCCCUGCAACGUGAACAAACUGGCCACAGCAGCCGUCUCAAGGGCAAGGACAGCGUAUUUACAAGGACCGCGGCGCUAAUUUCCCUUGGGCCAUUCAGCUGGAGGCGCAACCUUGUGGAGCAGGAGGAGCUACGACGAUUCUGGCUGGGUUAUGCCCAACGUCUGCCCUGGAACGUUGAGGGAGAAAGACGGUCGCUGUCGCUGCUGUCGAACGAUACGUUGAGACUGACCUUCGGCCAAGGCCUUCUGGCCAGUGCUACUAUGUCCCUGCUGGCCCUCGCCCAAGCCUCCGCUUCCACCUCCACCUCCAGUUCCAGCGACACUGAACUCGAUGCCCAGAUCGAUUUCUCGACCAUGCUAAUGCAGCGCCAGCGCGAGCUCAGUGGCUGGUUUGGUUGCGGCAGCAAAAUGCAGCCAGACCAAGUGGAGGAUCAAGGCUACUAUCUCGAGCAGUUUGUCCUUGGCGUGCUGGAUUUUAGCUCGCAAUAUGGCAUCGAGUAUAGCAUCUCGUACACGGCGGCCAAUGUGAUUGGCAGGCCAUCGAAAUUCCCCAACUACGGCGACUACCCAGAGACCUUCACCAUGCGCACCUACGGUGACUGGUGGCAACUGGCACCAUCUGCCACGCGAGAGAUUCAGCCGCAGAAUCUACCCAAAUUGGCUACACACGAUUACAUUGUGGUCUACUUUGAGGAUUAUGUGGUGCCCACGGAGGUGGCCAUUUUUGAGACAUUCAAUCCUGGGGCUGUGAUACGCAUCUGGGCUUAUGGUUUGACCAAGCACUGGACCUGCCUCUGGGAGACCUUGGACACCGAUCUGACCGCACCAACGCCACGCAAUUCACGACGCUUUGCGCCGACGCUGAAAAAGACCACCAUGAUAACAAAAACGAUACGCAUUGAUUUCAACCACAGCCGGCUCAAUUACUACACGGAAAUCGAUGCCAUCAUGCUGUGCGGACGCACAGUCUCGGGUCGUCUUAUUCAAAGCAUUUUGGGGGAGCAGGCACGCGCCAACAAGUCCCUCUCGCCGCUUUCGAAGAUGGCCAGUGGCCAGAUGGCCGGAUCCAUCACCUGCAAGCUGCGGUCACUGGAAUUCAAGCCGAACUUCAGGGAGAAAAGUGACACCAGCCUGCACGAAUUCAUCAGCAAUGAUCUUGGCAAAUUUAUGAUGGACAACCGCCUCGAGGAUCCUCUGGCCUCAGUCUCUGCCUCAGUCUCUGCCUCAGCCGCAGAGGCAGUGCCGCCUGGCAUGUGUGUGACGGAUCUGCCGUUUGAGAUCAUCUUGAAAAUACUCAGCUACCUGGACCUUAAGUCACUGUUUCGCGUGGGGGGCGUGUCGCGCACCUUCUACGACAUCUCUACUCAUCCGCUGCUCUACGCCGAGCUCAACCUGAAGCCCUAUUGGCUGGUGGCCAGCUCGGAGCUCCUGUGCACUCUGGCCCGCCGGGCCACCAUGCUGCGCAAACUGGAUCUCUCCUGGUGUGGUGGCUCCAACGAAAUUUCACCCACCGAAUUCAAAAAAUUUCUGACCCAGCGAGGCGAUAAUCUUACCCACCUGCGGCUAAACUCUUGUAAAUUUCUAAACGCCAGCUGCAUUGAGAAUGUGGGCAUAGUCUGUGAUAAUCUGAUUGAGUUGAGCCUGCGUAAUUGUGCCACUGAUCCGCCGCUAUUGAACUUCUCCUGUCUGGCAAAUCUUAAGAACCUGGAGCGUCUUGAUCUCUUCCAAACGGCCUUCGAUACAGAGCUGCUGCUCAGCAUGCUCGAGGGCAAUCGCAAGCUUAAGCAUCUGAAUCUAGCCUUCUGCGGUGUGUCGGUGAAUAUGGACGAUGUGGCCGAUCACCUGGCCACGUACAACACACAGCUUGUAUCGCUGGAUCUGUGGAAGGCGCACUUUCUGUCGGCUCGAGGACUUUUAGCCAUAUCUCGGUGUUCUCAGUUGGAGGAGCUCGAUCUGGGCUGGUGCCUGCGUGAGGCAUCGCUGGGAGAUGGCUUGUUUCAGUUGCUGUCCAACUGUCCCAAGCUGAGGAAGCUAUUUCUGUCGGCAGUGCGGGGCACCACUGAGCGGGAUCUCAUACACAUUGCCACGCUGGGCAAAAACCUGGAGCAAUUGGAUCUCAUGGGGAUACUGAAUAUAACGCACGAACGUAUCUACGACAUUCUGGUUCAUUGCCCCAAGCUUCAGCUGUUGGAUCUGAGUUUUUGCGAAAACAUUAUGGAGCGUGAGUUCGAUGUACUGGCUGAAUGGUCGAGACAGUUUAAGGUAGAUAUCAAGAGCAGCCGCAUCUUCGAUACUAGAUAGGUGAUCGCAGGAAACGAGAGUGAAGCCACCAUGGCCAUAUCUUGUAGCUAUUAUAAAUAAUGGAUGUGCAAUUUGUAUGUGUGUGCGGCACUCUCUCUUUUCCGUUCCUAGUAAAAUUGUACCUUUUAAUAUUGUUUAAAACAAAACAAACCUGUGGGAAAUUUUAUAAAAUCCUUCAACUGCA